UCCCCGAGCUCCCCCGGGCCGCCAGGGGGCGCUGUGGGCGCCGCCCGCUCCCGGCGUCCCCUCGCGCCUCCCGCCCUCCCCUGCGCUCUCUCUCUCUGCGCGGCCGCCGCCGACAUGGGACGCGUGCGGACGAAGACGGUGAAGAAGGCGGCGCGGGUGAUCAUCGAGAAGUACUACACGCGGCUGGGCAACGACUUCCACACCAACAAGCGGGUGUGCGAGGAGAUCGCCAUCAUCCCCAGCAAGAAGCUGCGCAACAAGAUCGCGGGGUAUGUCACCCACCUGAUGAAGCGGAUCCAGAGGGGACCCGUCAGAGGCAUCUCCAUCAAACUCCAGGAGGAGGAGAGGGAGAGGAGGGACAACUACGUCCCAGAGGUCUCUGCCCUCGAUCAGGAGAUCAUCGAAGUGGACCCAGACACCAAGGAAAUGCUGAAGCUUCUGGACUUCGGCAGCCUGUCCAACCUGCAGGUCACACAGCCCACGGUGGGGAUGAACUUCAAAACACCCCGAGGAGCUCUCUGAGGCGGUCGCUCUUAUGUCACUUUUCCAAUAAACGUGGGAAACCAA
Molecule: messenger RNA, 567 nt
Organism: Cygnus atratus (black swan)
Lineage: Eukaryota; Metazoa; Chordata; Aves; Anseriformes; Anatidae
Gene: RPS17
Product: ribosomal protein S17
Exons: 5
Coding region: 115-522 (135 amino acids)
Biological process (GO): translation
Cellular component (GO): ribosome
Molecular function (GO): structural constituent of ribosome
Source: RefSeq, a predicted model, not a curated record